Pectinophora gossypiella (pink bollworm) is the source of this 2073-nucleotide messenger RNA. It is a transcript of the gene nAChRbeta1, whose product is annotated as acetylcholine receptor subunit beta-like 1. Gene Ontology annotation, cellular component: postsynaptic membrane; neuron projection; synapse. Gene Ontology annotation, molecular function: transmembrane signaling receptor activity; acetylcholine-gated monoatomic cation-selective channel activity. Gene Ontology annotation, biological process: nervous system process; regulation of membrane potential; chemical synaptic transmission. The coding region runs from base 13 to 1590 and encodes 525 amino acids. The transcript has 9 exons. Lineage: Eukaryota; Metazoa; Arthropoda; Insecta; Lepidoptera; Gelechiidae. The record is from RefSeq and is a predicted model, not a curated record.
GUGCGCGCCGCCAUGUCGGGCGGGUCGCGCGCCUUCCUGCUCGUAGCCGCCCUGCUCACCGCGCUGUACUCAGGAUGGUGUUCGGAAGACGAGGAGCGGCUGGUCCGCGACCUGUUCCGUGGCUACAACAAGCUCAUCCGGCCCGUCCAGAAUAUGACACAGAAGGUCGACGUGCGGUUCGGUCUCGCGUUCGUCCAGCUCAUCAACGUCAACGAAAAGAAUCAGAUUAUGAAAUCGAACGUCUGGCUGCGUUUAGUGUGGAUGGACUACCAGCUGAUGUGGGACGAAGCAGAUUACGGUGGCAUAGGCGUGUUACGACUGCCUCCAGACAAGGUGUGGAAACCCGACAUCGUGUUAUUCAACAACGCUGACGGUAACUAUGAAGUUAGAUACAAGUCUAACGUCUUGAUUUAUCCGAAUGGUGAAGUACUUUGGGUCCCUCCAGCCAUAUACCAGAGUUCAUGUACCAUUGACGUAACGUACUUCCCGUUCGAUCAACAAACCUGCAUUAUGAAAUUCGGCUCAUGGACAUUCAACGGCGAUCAAGUAUCGCUCGCGUUAUACAACAACAAAAACUUCGUCGAUCUAUCAGAUUAUUGGAAGUCAGGAACAUGGGACAUCAUCGAGGUACCGGCAUACUUGAACAUCUACGAAGGAAACCACCCGACGGAAACGGACAUCACGUUUUACAUAAUCAUAAGGAGGAAGACAUUGUUUUACACUGUCAAUUUAAUCCUGCCAACUGUCCUGAUUUCAUUCCUUUGCGUAUUGGUAUUCUACUUGCCUGCUGAAGCUGGAGAAAAGGUCACCUUGGGUAUCAGUAUUUUGCUGUCACUGGUUGUGUUCCUGCUGCUGGUGUCAAAGAUUCUACCGCCGACCUCACUCGUGUUGCCACUCAUCGCCAAGUAUCUGCUGUUUACAUUCAUCAUGAACACCGUCAGUAUUCUCGUGACGGUCAUCAUCAUCAAUUGGAACUUCAGAGGUCCUAGAACUCACAGAAUGCCUUUGUGGAUCCGAAGCGUCUUCCUUCACUACUUGCCGGCAGCCCUCCUUAUGCGCCGCCCACGUAAAACUCGUUUACGAUGGAUGAUGGAGAUGCCUGGGAUGGGCGCCCCGCCACACGCAGCAGCUCCUCACGACUUGCCUAAGCACAUCAGUGCUAUUGGUGACAAACAAAGCAAAAUGGAGGCUAUGGAGUUGUCGGACUUACAUCAUCCUAACUGCAAGAUAAACCGGGCAGCCGGAGGCGGCGGUGAGGUUGGAGCCCUGGGUGGCCUGGGAGCUCUAGGCGGGCUCGGCCUCGGAGGCGAGCGGCGCGAGUCUGAAAGUUCAGACUCCUUGCUUUUGUCUCCCGAGGCUGCGAAAGCCACGGAAGCGGUUGAAUUCAUCGCUGAACAUCUCCGAAAUGAAGAUCUUUACAUCCAGACUCGCGAGGACUGGAAGUACGUAGCGAUGGUUAUCGACAGACUUCAGUUGUACAUUUUCUUCAUCGUGACCACUGCUGGCACAGUUGGUAUCUUGAUGGACGCGCCGCACAUUUUCGAAUACGUCGAUCAAGAUCGCAUCAUAGAAAUAUAUCGAGGAAAAUAAAUAACUUUUUACUGUAUUUCUAGAGUGCAUUGAGCUCUACGUGGAACAUUGAGGCUUCCAUCGAAGAUAGCUUCCAUUACAAAAUUAUUUUCUUCCUAUUAGUUAAUAGCAAAAUUUAUAUAGCACAAGACUAAGUGUCGUUUAUAUUAUUUAAGCCAGCAAUUAAAUCGCAUACUUAAUUGCAUAAUAUAAAUUGCAAAUCACUAUAGAAAUAAGAGUAGCGUAAUCUAAACAAUAAUUUUUAUAGAAUUUAAAAUGGCUGUGUUCGAAGUUUAUAAAAGCACAAUAGGUACGAUUAACAAUUUGAUGUAAGUUUGUAUUUUUAUCAGCUACUGUAAUCACGAUAAGUAAUAAGUAGACGAUAAUGUAAAUAAUCAUAAUAAGAAAUUUUAUUAAGAUUGGUAAAUUGCCUGGCCCCAGUAUUACUUUACUAAGGGAAAUAAAAUAAUUCAAGUGUGUGAAAAGUCCCAAUAAUUCCCAGAG